UCCCCGGGACCACAGUACGGAAACGGCCCGGGGCUGAAGUGCACUCCGAUCCGGGGAUGGAGGGAGCCGGAGAAGAGCAGUGAGGAGGCCGGGAAGCAGCCCCUGCUGCCCCGCGCCCUCCUGGAGGCCCGCAGCCUGCUGUGGCAGUGGACGAGCAGGCAGCCCGAGGGAACGGGGUCAGGAGGUCGGGCCUGGGCCUUGGAGGCCCAGGCGAGGCCCGAGCAGGCAGCCCCGGGCGCCCUGGAGUCCAGGGCCCAGGCCUCGCUCGCUUCUGCACAGAGGGCGCAGGCCAGGCCUCGAGUGGGGAAACUGAGUCAGGCCUAGGCCUCAGGGUGCGGCCCAGACGCGUGUGCCAACCCAGCCAGGCGGACCGGGCCAAGACCCUCGAGGGUCUCCGAGACCAGGAGGGUAGGGGGCUUCAGGGCCUCCUGUUCCAGAGCGGGAUUGGCGAGUUAGACGCUUGUAGAUCCAGAGUUGGAUUGGGGAGGGGUCUCUGGGACGUUGGCUCGCCAGGCAAGGAUUGGGGGGAUCUAAGUGCUUGGAGAUCGAAGGCAGGUCUUGAGGAGGGGGACGCAGACAAUUGCAAAGCCUAGGCGGUUAUUUGGGGAGGGGUCUCCGCGCUCUGGCGAAGCUCAGAGCUGCUCCUGCCUGGUCUGGGGUCUGAGGCCUGGUCAAGAGGCGCUUCUGCGAAGGGUGGGCCGACGCAGGCCAAGCGAAAGAAAAGUGAACAAGUCAGGACUAUACGUGGGCGGGGGGCCCCCCGCCAGGGGUUCACAAAGGGUGAGACAUGGCCACCAGGCGCUUAACCGACGCUUUCUUGUUGUUGCGGAAUAAUUCCAUCCAAAACCGGCAGCUGUUAGCCGAGCAAGUGAGUAGUCACACCACCUCCAGCCCUCUGCAUUCACGUAGCAAAGCUGCGGAGCUGGAUGAGCUUGCCGACGACCGGAUGGCUCUGGUUUCCGGCAUUAGCUUAGACCCAGAAGCAGCGAUUGGUGUGACCAAACGGUUACCUCCUAAAUGGGUGGAUGGAGUGGACGAAAUCCAGUACGACGUUGGCCGGAUCAAACAGAAGAUGAAGGAACUGGCCAUCCUGCACGACCAGCAUCUGAACAGACCCACCCUGGAUGACAGCAGUGAGCAAGAGCACGCCAUUGAGAUUACCACCCAGGAGAUCACGCAGCUCUUCCACAGGUGCCAGCGCGCGGUGCAAGGGCUGCCCGCCCGGGCCCGCAGGACCUGCUCGGAGCAGGAGGAGCGGCUGCUGCGCAACGUGGUGUCCUCGCUGGCGCAGGCCCUGCAGGACCUGUCCACCGGCUUCCGGCACGCGCAGGCCGGCUACCUGAAACGCAUGAAGAACCGAGAGGAAAGAUCCCAGCAUUUCUUUGAUGCAUCAGUACCACUGAUGGAUGAUGGAGACGACAACACUCUCUAUGAUCGGGGUUUCACGGACGAGCAGCUGGUGCUGGUGGAGCAGAACACGCUGCUGGUGGAGGAGAGGGAGCGGGAGAUCCGCCAGAUCGUGCAGUCCAUCUCCGACCUGAACGAGAUCUUUCGGGACCUGGGGGCGAUGAUUGUGGAGCAGGGCACAGUCCUUGACAGAAUCGACUACAAUGUGGAGCAGUCCUGCAUCAAGACCGAGGACGGCCUGAAGCAGCUGCACAAGGCAGAGCAGUAUCAAAAGAAGAAUCGGAAGAUGCUUGUGAUUUUAAUAUUAUUUGUCAUCAUUAUUGUCCUCAUUGUUGUCCUCGUCGGCGUGAAGUCUCGCUAAGCGGCCUGGGGUCUGUGUGCGCUGCCUGGAUCCGGGUGCGAGGGGCUCGGCCGCACCGGCUGCCCGUGUGGGCGCCCGAGCGAGGGGCGCGGGCUCCGUUUCCGGCCUUGUCGAGAACUAAAGACCUUCGGUGCUGCAGACCAGAGAUGAGUCCGGUCGCCGGCCACAGUGGUUUCAGAGAGAAACGAGCGGGACGUUUACAGCACCCACAGCUGUUCCACGUUCUUGUGAAUGAGCUGUUUUUCUUAGCAAUCACAUCUGAGCAGCGUGUUAAAAUCAUUUUGGGGGAAAAAACUUUAAAAACCAUCUGGUUUUUAAGGAUUUGGUACCAAAAAUUUAUGGUUAGAGGCAAAAAUGCCUCUUCAUCUCUCUCUCUAUUUUCCAGUUGAAAACAAACUGAGAAGUCCGUUAAGAAUUUAUAAUCCAUUCCCCAUUACCUUAAUUUCGCUUUUCCAUCACUGUUAAUGAUCAGAGUAACAAAGUGUGAAAAAUAAGAAACCAUCAUCGAUGUUAAUUAACACAUUUAGACGGGCCAGUUAAACAGCUGCACAAGUUUAGAUUAAUUGUAGAUGGGUGUUCCUCAUCGACAGUGCACACACUGUGUCCUGUCAACCGAAAGGGUCGCUGAGCAAAACACCUCGGCUUCAGAGUCGGCGGUCUGGGCGGACCUCACAUUGCGAGGAGCUUGGCAGUGUCGGGAGAAGCCCAGGAUUGGCCAGUGUGCCCUGUGCGGGGUCCCCAGCCAUCCUGGCUCAAUCCAUUGCUCAUAUGCUAACGACAUAAUGACCUGUUCAAGCCAGCCACCACUUAAUGAACUGUGAAUUUACACAGAGGCCAUUCUAAAUGGGUCACCCCAUUUGGGUCUCAAAUUAUUAACCAAACAUCACUCCAUUUCAAAGUGAAAUAUUCCACCAGAGGUGUGAUUUAUUGCUCUCCCAAUAGCACUCAACAUGCCCAGAAAGGAGGCAUAUUCCUGCAGGUGGCGGAAAUCGGGACCCGCAACCCCUCGCGGCGUGAGUGGGCCGGACCGCCGUGGGCUCGGUGCUGAGCGCCCUGUCCCAGUGCAGUGCGCAGACUCGCCCCUGCCCGAACGGUGGGGACUGAGGACAGCGUGGAGAACGGGGCUGCCCUGUUCCGUUGCUCCCGAGACACGAGGGUCGCCUUGAUGGUCUUUGUGUAAUUUUUUAUGGCUUUUCCGUUGUGUUUACCUCGAAUGUGGUACAUUUUAUUUAGACCAGUCACAUAAAAUGCUUCUCUAGAAUUUGACUUGGAAGUUGUUUCUAGAAAUUUGAGCCCACGUCCAGGAGUUCAGGUUGUCCCAGCUGUUUGUUCCCGAGCCGCCGGUGCCAGGGAGCCCUGGCUUCAUGGCCAGUGUGGCCACCGGACGCUCCAGGCGGCCCUGGCGCCGCGGGAAGCACGUGGUGCCCCCGGCAGGCCUUGGUCCCAGAGGCUGAGCACAGCUGUGGGUGUCCUUUCGUGCCUGCCCACCCGCCCAGCGGUGAGUGGAGCCCGGUGUCCCGGCAGACCCACCGCUCCUGGGAGUGCGGCUGUCCCUCCCACACGGUCUCGGCGGCGGCACUGGAUCACUGUUGAAAGCUUUUGUUUUUAAUGUUUU
Messenger RNA from Molossus molossus (Pallas's mastiff bat), 3383 nucleotides. It is a transcript of the gene STX16, whose product is annotated as syntaxin 16. Lineage: Eukaryota; Metazoa; Chordata; Mammalia; Chiroptera; Molossidae. Gene Ontology annotation, cellular component: membrane; SNARE complex; endomembrane system. The record is from RefSeq and is a predicted model, not a curated record. Gene Ontology annotation, molecular function: SNARE binding; SNAP receptor activity. The transcript is spliced from 9 exons. The coding region runs from base 788 to 1768 and encodes 326 amino acids. Gene Ontology annotation, biological process: vesicle fusion; vesicle-mediated transport; intracellular protein transport.